AUUACCGGAAGUUGUGAAAGUCUCCCUUAUAAAACAUGUGUAAACCCUGUUCCGGCCUUUUUCUAGAGACGGCCAAAAGAAGCAAAUAUGCCUCUCGCUAAAGAUUUACUGCAUCCCUCUUUGGAGGAGGAAAAGAGAACAUGCAAAUUAAAGAGAUUGGUACAGAGUCCAAACAGCUACUUCAUGGAUGUUAAAUGUCCAGGUUGUUACAAGAUCACCACAGUAUUCAGUCAUGCUCAGACGGUGGUUUUAUGUGUGGGAUGUUCCACAGUACUGUGUCAACCCACAGGAGGAAAGGCCCGACUCACAGAGGGCUGCUCCUUCCGUAAGAAGUCACACUAGAUUGACAUUAUUUAUAUUGGCUGUGUGAGAAUGAGAGGCUGAGGAGGAGGGGUUGGCACGGUAACUGCCGUCAGAAUUUGGACUUUGUGAUACUCUCUAUUCCCUGGACAGCAUGGACUGUGUGCAUAAUUUAUUUCUCAUCAACAAACCUGGGUGGUACAUCAUAUGAUUUAUCUGACAGGAUUCUUAGUAAACACCCAGGAUAUACUCUACUACUGUACUUGUACACUCUUUUUUGUGAUAGUUGCUAUGUUAGAGUGCUAAUUGUUGCUAUCUUUUUUUUUUUAACAAAACCACUUUGAUAAAUAAUAAAUUUUAGGGUAUCACAAACUCCA
Saccostrea echinata is the source of this 677-nucleotide messenger RNA. RefSeq names its product small ribosomal subunit protein eS27-like. The record is from RefSeq and is a predicted model, not a curated record. Gene Ontology annotation, molecular function: structural constituent of ribosome; RNA binding. The transcript is spliced from 4 exons. Gene Ontology annotation, biological process: ribosomal small subunit assembly; translation. The coding region runs from base 88 to 342 and encodes 84 amino acids. Gene Ontology annotation, cellular component: cytosolic small ribosomal subunit; ribosome. Lineage: Eukaryota; Metazoa; Mollusca; Bivalvia; Ostreida; Ostreidae.